Molecule: messenger RNA, 2192 nt
Organism: Medicago truncatula (barrel medic)
Lineage: Eukaryota; Viridiplantae; Streptophyta; Magnoliopsida; Fabales; Fabaceae
Product: probable plastidic glucose transporter 2
Exons: 14
Coding region: 306-1808 (500 amino acids)
Biological process (GO): monosaccharide transmembrane transport
Cellular component (GO): membrane
Molecular function (GO): hexose transmembrane transporter activity
Source: RefSeq, a predicted model, not a curated record
UGGCAUUAAAGCUCUCGUUCCUUCUUUCUUUUACCCCGCAAACCAACAACCAUCAUAUUCAUCACUCAUCAAUCGGUACGUACCAGAUUCUUCUCAUUUCCUUCAUAAACCAGCAACAACACCCCCCUCGCGCACGUUAGCACCUCCCCCUUCGUUUCUCCGUCGUUUAUCAAUAACCGUUUCCUUUUCACCACCUUCUCUUUCAUUCCGUUUCAAAGAGAGAGACAAAGAGAGCUCUGUCAUAGAUCGGAGCUCUCUGUUCAUUGUAAAGCUGAUUUGGGCAAGCUGUAAGGUGAAAUUUUGGCAUGUGGGGGCAUCACCGUGAAAGUUCUAUUGUGUACAAACGCACUCCUUCAAAAGAUAAUUCAAAUAUGGAAGAAGACGUGGAAGAAAACUUAGAUCUUUUGGACAACUUCAUUGAUAAGGAAACCACAAAUCCUUCAUGGAAGCUUUCUUUACCACAUGUACUUGUGGCGACUAUUACUUCAUUCCUAUUUGGAUACCAUCUCGGUUUUGAUCCUUUGAUUUUUGGGCUCUACAGAGUUGUUAAUGAACCACUGGAGAGCAUUUCUGUGGAUCUUGGAUUCAAUGGAAAUACCUUGGCAGAAGGUCUGGUGGUGAGCAUAUGUCUUGGUGGUGCAUUGUUUGGAUGUUUACUGAGUGGCUGGAUUGCUGAUGCGGUGGGGCGACGCAGGGCUUUCCAGUUGUGUGCUUUGCCAAUGAUAAUUGGUGCUGCAAUGAGUGCAGCAACAAACAACUUGUUUGGCAUGCUUGUAGGAAGAUUAUUUGUUGGAACUGGCUUGGGCUUGGGCCCUCCCGUUGCUGCUCUCUAUGUGACAGAGGUUUCUCCCGCUUUUGUGCGUGGUACCUAUGGGGCGUUAAUCCAGAUUGCAACAUGCUUCGGUAUAUUGGGAUCGUUAUUUAUUGGAAUCCCUGUCAAAGAAAUUUCUGGAUGGUGGCGGGUUUGUUUCUGGGUAUCUACCAUACCUGCAGCUAUACUUGCUCUGGCUAUGGUCUUCUGUGCAGAGAGUCCACAUUGGUUAUACAAGCAAGGAAGAACUGCUGAAGCAGAAGCUGAGUUUGAAAGACUUCUGGGUGUAUCCGAAGCAAAAUUUGCGAUGUCACAGUUAUCCAAGGUAGAUAGAGGAGAAGAUACUGACACUGUGAAGUUCUCUGAAUUGCUUCAUGGCCAUCAUUCUAAAGUUGUUUUUAUUGGAUCAACCCUAUUUGCUUUACAACAGCUAUCUGGUAUAAACGCUGUGUUUUAUUUCUCUUCAACUGUUUUUAAAAGUGCCGGAGUGCCAUCGGAUUUUGCAAACGUCUGCAUAGGAGUUGCGAAUUUGACAGGAUCUAUCAUUUCGACGGGUUUGAUGGAUAAACUUGGAAGGAAGGUUCUACUCUUUUGGAGUUUCUUUGGCAUGGCGAUAUCAAUGAUCAUUCAAGCCACAGGAGCAAGUACACUUUUACCAACCGCAGGAGCUCUGUACCUAUCCGUUGGUGGCAUGCUACUGUUUGUCUUUACAUUUGCUCUCGGAGCUGGCCCAGUUCCGGGUCUACUUCUAACAGAAAUUUUUCCCAGUCGAAUCAGAGCCAAAGCCAUGGCAUUCUGUAUGUCUGUUCAUUGGGUCAUUAACUUCUUUGUUGGGUUACUGUUCUUGCGUUUACUGGAGAAACUUGGUGCACAACUGCUUUACUCAAUGUUUGCUACAUUCUGCAUCAUGGCAGUAAUUUUUGUAAAAAGAAAUGUGGUGGAAACCAAAGGGAAAUCACUUCAAGAAAUUGAAAUCGCACUUCUUCCCCAGGAAUAGAGCUUCUUACAGAGUUCAAUUCACUGCAAUAAUUUUGCAUAAUUUGGGCUAUCAUAGUUUCAGCUAUGGUCAUAUACGUUUUUUGUCCAUCUUGGUCUACAUAGUACAAGGAGAAGCUCAAGGUAGGAACUAUGUAUUGUUUAAGUGUAACAUAGUAUGAAUAGGUUUAGUAUAUUGAUACUACUACUAGCAUCUCAUGUUGGGGUCCAGUGAUUCCAUGUCCAUGGAUAGAGAAAUCUGUACAACGAGAAAAAUAAUGGGGGAAAUCCAUGUUUUCCAUAAUAUUUGUCAACACGUAACGUAUUUAUUAUGUAAUAUAGUAUUUUUCUAGGAUUGUAAUGGCUUGUAUUUUGUCUUCAAAAUGUUACUUUAAAUUCUUGAAAA